CGCUUUCGUUUUCCUUCUGCACGCAUGCUCAGUAUCUUCACUCGGCUCAUUUGCAUCAGUUUGGAGAUCCACCGGUCCUACCACACAUGGAUCCCCUGUGAGAAAAGCGAGGGCUCCGGCCAGGAGGGGUGUAAAAGGUGUCCAAUGGCGCUGUGCUCCGAGACCUGUGCAUCUGGUUCAGGAGGAGAAUCCUCUGGCAGUGAGGGUUCCAGCUGCCUUCAGUUUGGGGUUCGAUCCUAUCUGCACCACUUUUAUGAAGAGUGCUCCUCGUCCGUGUGGGAGAGAGACCCAGAGAAUCGAGGGUUCGUCCAGAACCAGAGAACAGCCCUGUGGUGGAACUCGGCAGUCUGGAAGGUGUCCUUGGCUCUGGGUCUCCUGAUCCUGACUGCAGGUGUCGUGUCCAUGUCUGUCGGUUAUGCUACCCCCCACAAAAUUGAGGCAUUUGGAGAGGGAGACCUGUUCUUUGUGGACUCCCAGGCUGUCAGCUAUAACAGGGGAUUGCAUGUCAGCACAGCAGCCGGGAUCGGGCUGUCCUGCCUGGGUUCUGCCCUGGUGAUGAUGGGAGUUGUUGUUUGGAUCCUACCCAGGGCCAAACUGAAAGAGAGGCUGUUUCACAGAUCGGGGGAAGAGAAAGCAAAGCCGGGGUCUAAGUGGAAGGGAUUCAGGGAUUUUGGGGAUGUGGUCACCAAGCCGCCAGGUACUGAGGCUGCGAAGAUGCCCUUUACUCUGUCAAAAGUGAAAAAUGUGCAGCCACCUUCGUAAAAAGAUAAGAAUAGAGCAACAGGGUGUACAGGCUUUUGUUCUAGUCCCGUGGCCUCUUUUACACUGUCUCCCCAUUGUCUCUGAUCGGUUUUUCCUCUGUGACCUAAAUAUUACAGGCAUAAGACAUCAGCAAGGUACUUUAAACACCUUUCAGGCUUGAAAAAUGCAUCUUAAUGAAAGAAGACUGAGGAGAUGAAAUAUUAUUUUCAAUGGAUAUGAAUUAAAAUGCAUAAACGAAGCCUCAAACAAAGGCCAAGAGUCCUUAUAGCUCUCUUUAACACCAAGAAGUGCAGCACAAAGACAUAGUUGUUGACCAUAAACUCUGUGUGUGAGUGCUACUGCCUCAAAGAGCAGAUUUCUUCCUAUUUAAUAGUGUUGCUGGAUGUUUGCUAUUCAUUUUUUUAGUUUUUUAAAAUCAAAAUAUUAUCAGCUUUCUGAAUUGUAAUAAAAAAGUAGUGACAUACAGAGCAGGUUCUGAUGAAAAAAAAAACUAUCUAGAUUUUCACAUAUCUACACUAAUGCUGAACACAUGUACAGUCACACACACGCUGUCACUUAUCUUCACCCACACAAAUUUGUGCUCCAUUGACAAUGUCACCUAUUUUCUCCCUGCUGUAAUCUGGCUCUGUAAUUGCCUGCAAUCUGCGUAUCCAGGCAACAGUUGGGCUUCAAGUGCUCUAUUUUGAACUCUGAACAAAGACUCAAUCCUGAUUGGUCCCUCUCUUCCCCUCUCUUUAUUAUCACACCUAUCAGAUUUUUUGUUUACAGGCAUAUACAGCAGCAACAAGUAAGUGCUGAUGUGAGAGGAAAUUGCACUGGCACCUUAGAGACCACCGGUCCAAUUUGGUCCUACUAUUUACUUUAAUAGGUGUUAUAAUACAGAGUACAAAGGUUUAAAAAAAAAAGAAAAAAGCCUGUCAAUAAAGGAAAAACCAUCAUGUCCAGAUAUAAUGGCACUGAUUCCUCUGAAUGUUACUGUUGGUGUUUCCUUGUUUUGCUGUGUUUUGUUCAAAGUAAUGAAGUAAAAUUUGGUUAGUGUCACCAGUGCGAAGCAAAUGACUAAAUAAAUUUGUGAUCUGCAGACUUAA
Messenger RNA from Melanotaenia boesemani (Boeseman's rainbowfish), 1850 nucleotides. It is a transcript of the gene nrsn1l, whose product is annotated as neurensin 1-like. The transcript is spliced from 4 exons. Lineage: Eukaryota; Metazoa; Chordata; Actinopteri; Atheriniformes; Melanotaeniidae. The coding region runs from base 25 to 762 and encodes 245 amino acids. Gene Ontology annotation, cellular component: transport vesicle; neuron projection; neuronal cell body. The record is from RefSeq and is a predicted model, not a curated record. Gene Ontology annotation, biological process: nervous system development.